Necator americanus (New World hookworm) is the source of this 831-nucleotide messenger RNA. RefSeq lists its product as uncharacterized. The record is from RefSeq and is a predicted model, not a curated record. The coding region runs from base 1 to 831 and encodes 276 amino acids. The transcript has a single exon. Lineage: Eukaryota; Metazoa; Nematoda; Chromadorea; Rhabditida; Ancylostomatidae.
AUGCAAUUAGCUUUUCUGGACUUUGGAGCUGCGUUCGACUCUCCUCAUCGAGGCCGUCUUCUCAACGCGCUUCGCGCCGAUGGAGUACCAGGAAAGUUCGUUCGCUUGCUUGAUGACAUGAAUCAACGAACAACUGCUGCAGUUCGUACACCAGCCCGAUGUACAACACCGUUUGUAGUGGUAAAUGGAGUAAGACAAAGGGCAGUGGCAGAACCCUUCCUGUUCAAUUUCGCCAUCGACGACAUUAUGCGAAGAACAGUCGACCAGUGUCCUGCCGACAUGGUCUUAGCACCAUCAGGGUGCCCCUUGACUGAUCUCGAGUACGCCGACGAUGUUGUUAUAUUCGCGGAAAGCAGUACGAAACUUCAACGUGUUGUCAACCUUGUAUCAAAGCUGGCUGCAGCCUACGAACUACGCCUACGACCUGAUAAAUGCAGGCAGAUGUGGAUCUCUUCGAGACCUCGCACGAGAAUCAGGGUGGACGGACAACCGAUAGAACUCGUCGAUGAGUUCUGUUACCUGGGCUGUACGCUGAAGAACAACGUCAGCUACGAGAGAGAUGUUCAGCAAAAAUGGGCUAAGGGCACUUCUGCAUUUAACUCCUUAACGAAAUGCCUGUGGUGGACCACCAUCACCAACGAAGUCAAGCUGCGAGUCUACCUAUCCGCAAUUCGCCCCUUCAUGAUGUACGGAUCGGAGACUUGGGCGGCACCAUCUGCGGUGAUGGAGAGGAACGAAAGCUGCUUAGGCGGCUAUUUGGCUACUUUUGGCCGAGGGUAUGCCACAAUGAGGAUCUUUACGCAGAAAUUGAUGUGGUAUACCGGAAGAUGA